This is a messenger RNA of Phytophthora nicotianae INRA-310, 1712 nucleotides long. RefSeq lists its product as hypothetical. The transcript is spliced from 3 exons. The coding region runs from base 302 to 1567 and encodes 421 amino acids. The record is from RefSeq and is a predicted model, not a curated record. NCBI's taxonomy places the organism in Eukaryota, Oomycota, Peronosporomycetes, Peronosporales, Peronosporaceae. Gene Ontology annotation, cellular component: centrosome.
AAAUAAUCCGUCGGUUUUAUCAGCUUUUGGUCCUGAUGCACAAAUUCCAAUUAACCGCCAAAUGGUGAACCAGGAGGAGGCGUUGCUGUCCUUCGGGUCUCCACGGCAGGGCUUCUCGACGUCCGUGCACAGUUUGGUGGACGAAGGGACGUUGGAAGACGAAGGAGGCAAGAACGCGACGGAGCUGCUCGCGUUCUACCGCCAGCGAUGCGAACAGUUCCACGCUGAACGAGAGCAAACGUUGGCACAUUUGGCACAGAUCGAGGUGCAGUGAAAACAUAAGGCUAAAUAACGUAUCACAAUGAUACCAACCGGUGAAAUGACGCUGCAGGUGUCCAAGGAAGAAGCGCAUCGCCUCAAAUGGGAGAUCAAGACCAAAAACGAGGAGAUUGCAGACCUGGAGGAGUCUUUGAAGAAAGCAAACGCCGCACUGUUUCAAGCUAAAGCGGAGCUCAUUGAUGUCCAGACGGAGAACAAAACGCUGAAACUUCAAGAGCAAGACGACCGCCAGAAAAUUCAAAAGUUGCUGGCACUUACGCAACCUAUAACCGAGCAGGUGACAUUCUUCCGAGAUUGCCGACCCGGUACACGAACAACGUAUCCAUCGGGACGAACACCGACACCAACGACGUAUCCAUAUCCAUCGACAAUGCACAUUGGGUCGGAGGAAAUGCAACAAAAGAAGAAAAAGCAAAAGUCAGGCUUUGCUGUGCGAGGCAACGCCCCGAGUCUCAUGAACAUCACACAAGCUAUCCCACCGAACAAAGUGCUACGGACGAUAUACAUGCCGAAUGAACAGACAGCAGCGUUGACGAAGACGAUUGAAAACCUCCAGAAACAACUCGAAGCUCACCAGCAACUCACAGAAACGCGCAUUCAAGCUCUAUUGGACGGAUUUGCUGAAGAGAAGGCGAAGAUUCUGUUGCAUCAACAGCAAAUUGAGGAGAAGAAUGCCCAACUUGAGAAGCAGGUAGAAAAAACCAAGCGAGUGCUUACCCAAACGACCAAAGAUUAUUUGGUACUGCGUCACAAAUCUCAAGAAACCGAACGUCUCGCGCACGAAGAGAUUUUCCAGGCGAAGCAGAAAUGCGAAAAUUUAGUCACGGAGAAGACCAAAUUGACGGAAAAAGUGCGAGAAGAGACGAACGCGCUGCGUGAAGUCGUCCGUGAAGAGGGGAACCAGACAGUUUUGGAGUUCCGGAACCAGGCGCUUUCUCGAGAACGAGACCUGCAUAUUUUGAAGGAGCAGUAUGCGGCUAUGCAAGAAGCGUGCACGAAGCGAAUCCAGGAUCUCCAGGUGCGUCUGACGAAGUUGAGAAGUCGGUACCGCAGUCUGGACAAGCGCCGAGCUAUGGAAAUGGAGGGAUUUACUCGAGAUCUGGCUGGACUGAAGCGACAUUUGCAGAAACUAGAGGUUAUACUUUACGGAAGAGGACUCACAGCUCAAGAACGACAAGUUUUGCGAUAUGACGAAAAUUAUGCAUUGGACUCCAACGAACUUAGUGACGAAAUCGCAGCCUUGCAGCGACGAUUGAUGGAUCUAUCGGCUGCCCUUGCGGAGGCAUGACGCAGUUUACUAUUGUUUUUUUUUUUUUUACUAUUGAGACAUAACGAAACAAUUGAAAGUGCUACAAACUACGAGAAAAAGCUAAGGUUAACCUCAUCUGAGUCUCAUUGGAAAUUCUUGCCCAUGAUCACGUGAAUACUCAGUA